UCUUCUCUCGCUCUCUCUCUCUCUCUCUCUCUCUCUCUCUCUCCUCACACUCAGCUUUGCUCUGUCCCUUAUUUUCCCGCCAAGCUCGCUCUUCCCUCUCACUCUUCCUUACCCAUAAGAAUUCAUCCAUAUCUCAACCUUCCACACCUCGCAAAAUAGUGAAAAUACUAUCCUUUCUCUUUGAUCACUACCUCUAUGAAUCUCCCACCUUUUCCAUUUCCUCACUCUCUUCACUAACAACCUCAAAGUGAGUGACACACACCAAUCCUUUCUUUCUUCUCUCUCUCUCACACACUCACUUUCAUACUCACUCAUGUCCGUGCAAUCGACCCUGAAGCUCCAGCGCCUGAAGCAAUCAACUUCAAUUUCCGAUUUUGAAGGUGACCCACCAUGCAAAACCACCAAAAGAACCCAACCUCAGAAGAAGCUCCUCCGGAUCAUACUCACCGACCACGAUGCCACCGACUCUGACUCUUCCGGCGACGAUGAAAACCCACCCAAAAAGUUUCGAAAAGUGAAGAGGGAAAUAACCCACGUCACCAUCAACCUUCCCUUCUCUUAUUUCCCAACCACUUCACCAUCUUCCUCGUCUCCUUCCCCUGACCCGACCCGUUUCAAGCGAUCCGAAAAAAUACCCACCAGCCCUCGCCGCCGGAGCAAGUUCCGUGGCGUUCGCCAGCGCCCGUGGGGACGGUGGACCGCUGAGAUCCGUGACCCGACCCGCAGAAAACGGGUCUGGCUCGGCACAUUCGACACGGCAGAGGAAGCCGCCGCCGUUUACGACAUGGCCGCCGUGAAGUACAAGGGCCGCAACGCCGUCACCAACUUCCCACUUAACGCCACCGAGAAAAAGGAGGAGGAGGAGCCGGCAGUUCUUUCGGACGAUGGUUUUGCGUCGCCGACGUCUGUUUUGGCGUAUUGCGACGGCGAGUCGACGCCGUUCGACGGUUUUCGUUACGGCGCGGUGGAUGCGUUGGGGUUCGACGUCGAUUGGCCGUUAAGUUUGACGGACGUUAACUCGGGGCUGCUGAGUCAGCGGUUUGGGAAGGAAGAGUUCAGCGAAUUUGACCCGGACGAGUUCUUGACGUGGCCCAGUUGAGGGGCUUAUUUGUCUUUUCAUUAUAAAAGUCGGGGAUUGUUUAGUAAUUCUCCUAAAGUUUUUGUCCUAUUCUGUUUUCUACUACGUGGAAUUCCGAAACUACCCUCAUGACUGAAGUUUUUUGUGCAGUUAGCUUAGAAGAGUGUAGAGAGCAUUAGAGUAAGCAUUUUCCCACCUGAAGCAGAUAUUUUGUCCUAAGUUAAUCUGUAAUUAAUUUUAUUAUUGUGGAAUGACCAGGAAAAUGUAAAAAAGAAAGGGGGAAAUCUGAAAAUCUAAAAAGCUAGUGAGCGAUGAUUGAUGAUAUUAAAAGGCUCUAUUGUAGUUUCAUAUAUAUAAUUAUCUAAAGUAUUAUUAAUGAAACUUU
This is a messenger RNA of Abrus precatorius (Indian licorice), 1463 nucleotides long. RefSeq names its product pathogenesis-related genes transcriptional activator PTI6-like. Gene Ontology annotation, molecular function: DNA binding; DNA-binding transcription factor activity. The record is from RefSeq and is a predicted model, not a curated record. The transcript has a single exon. Gene Ontology annotation, biological process: regulation of DNA-templated transcription. NCBI's taxonomy places the organism in Eukaryota, Viridiplantae, Streptophyta, Magnoliopsida, Fabales, Fabaceae. Bases 314 to 1099 code for a protein of 261 amino acids.